AUUAGUUUAGUCGGCAUUGGGCUGUUUGAUAUAAAGUAAGAACGUGGUGUCCGUGCAUAUCGCGGAUUAUAUAAGGGAUUUGAGCCGGGACUGCAUUGAUUUUCCAUUGGCCAUGGCCCGCAUCGUUGAGAGCAAUGCCCAUACUAAAACCAUCAAUAGUUUCUUUCCCAUCACUGUUGCCCAGUGACGUCGCCGACUUAAGAAUAGAGAUGAUGCCUGCCUUGUGACCUGAGGAAUGAGUGAUGUGGAUCGUCUAGUGGAAAAUCUGCGCCAUGUGCCGGUCCGUCUGCCCAAGGAGUUGGAGGUUCGCCAGCUGUGCCGCUCGUUGAGUGACUUGCUCGUCGGCGAGGCGAAUCUACUGAGCCUGCAGAGUCCGCAAAUCGUAUGCGGCGACAUACACGGGCAGUUCGAGGAUCUGCUCCACCUGCUGGAACUAGGCGGAUCGGUGCAGCAGCACCGCUACUUGUUUCUGGGUGACCUGGUGGAUCGGGGCAAAAACAGCUUGGAGACCUUUCUUCUGCUAUCUUCUCUCAAAGUGCGACAUCCGGCACAGGUUACCCUGUUGCGGGGUAACCAUGAGUGUCGCAGUGCCACUCGAUCGUAUGGAUUUUACGACGAGUGCCUUGCACAGUACGGCUCUGCGAAUGUCUGGAGGAUGUGUUGCCGUGCCUUCGAUCUCUUGCCGCUGGCGGCGAUCAUUGAUGGCAAUAUAUUUUGCGUUCAUGGCGGCUUGUCGCCGGAGAUCCAGCGAUUGGAUGAGUUCCGUAAACUGGAUCGCUGCCACGAGAUACCCGAGAGUGGAGUCAUAGCUGAUCUCCUCUGGAGCGAUCCCCAGGAAGCGCCUGGAUGGACGGCGUCGCCACGUGGGCAUGGAAAACUCUUUGGUGGCGAUGUCGUGGAGCAGUUCACCCGCAGCAAUAGUAUCUCUCUCAUAUGCAGGGCUCACCAGUUGGCCAGGGAUGGCUUUCGGUGGCAUUUUGGCCAAAAGCUGGUGACUAUCUGGUCAGCACCCAACUAUUGCUAUCGCUGCGGCAACAAAGCGGCAAUUCUGCGUAUAAAUUCUGUUGGGGAUUACGAUUUUAAAGUAUUUGAAGCGCAGGCGCUGCACUCCAAGCCGCAGCCAAGGAAACCGAAAAAGCGUUGUCGUCAAUUUUUUCUAUGAUUUAAUCGCGUCUUGAAUCUUAUCCCAAAAAUGAAUAAUUUUGCAACAGGCCGAACCUACUAAUCACUCCAAAAGCGAGCUUUGCCAUUCCGAAAUACUCCUAGUCUCGUAAUCAAUAAAAUACAUGUACUUACUAAAACAUCUAGUUAGAUUUCCGUUUACUUGCUUUGACUCUGGAGG
Messenger RNA from Drosophila teissieri, 1342 nucleotides. RefSeq names its product serine/threonine-protein phosphatase 4 catalytic subunit. Bases 236 to 1162 code for a protein of 308 amino acids. The transcript is spliced from 2 exons. Gene Ontology annotation, molecular function: protein serine/threonine phosphatase activity. Lineage: Eukaryota; Metazoa; Arthropoda; Insecta; Diptera; Drosophilidae. Gene Ontology annotation, cellular component: cytoplasm; nucleus. Gene Ontology annotation, biological process: peptidyl-serine dephosphorylation; double-strand break repair via homologous recombination. The record is from RefSeq and is a predicted model, not a curated record.